AAUAUUUGUUUUCCCCGGACUGUCAUUACUGUAACAGCGUGCAGCCUCAAGAAAUUGUAUUAAAAAAAAACCUUAGUUAUUAAGUUUAAAUAAUAAAAAUAAAAUAAAGAUCGAAUUUGAAGUCGAACACAGGCUUGUUGCUGUCAGCUUGAGCUAAAACAGUGAAGGACUUGCAGCCAGUGACGGUGAAAAUAAAUGGUCUCCACCUUGGCUUUUGAUCCUCUGUCCUGCUGAACAAAUCUCAGAAGAAACCGCCGCAGCCAGCAAUGAGAAGCUGGUAAAAGAAGGCAGCACAACACCCAGGAUCUAACCAGCUUUUAGAUUGAUGUUAGGAAGCUCGACUGAACAGAGGAGGGAAACAUGAGCAGCUGCAGACUGCUGCAGUCUGAGCUGAAGCUGUGGACUUCAGGAAGAAGCAAAUGGACAAGGGGACUAAAUGAAGGCAUUGGUUGGAGUGGAAAGACUUUCUUGUCAACUUCUUGUUGUCCCAAGGUGUGUAUUGUUGGAAGUGGUCCGGCAGGUUUCUACACAGCACAGCAUCUUAUCAAGGCUCGUCAGGAUGUUGAGGUCGACAUUUACGAGCGAUUGCCCGUUCCCUUCGGCCUGGUCAGGUUUGGAGUGGCCCCUGAUCACCCUGAAGUCAAGAAUGUCAUCAAUACUUUUACUCAAACAGCCAAACAUUCCCGCUGCAGUUUCUAUGGGAACGUAAAUGUUGGGAAGGACGUGACCGUCGGUGAACUGCAGCAAGCGUACCAUGCUGUCGUACUGAGUUACGGUGCAGAGGGAAACAGGAGGGUGGGGGUGCCAGGUGAGGACCUGCGAGGUGUGUACUCCGCCAAAGACUUUGUGGGCUGGUACAACGGCUUGCCCAGCUGUCGAGAGCUCAGUCCGGACCUGAGCUGCGAAACAGCCGUCAUUUUGGGACAAGGCAACGUGGCCUUGGAUGUAGCCAGAAUACUGCUGUCUCCUUUGGAUAUUUUAAAGAAAACCGACAUCACCCAGCCAGCCCUGGAAGCCCUUGCAGAGAGUCAGGUUCGAAAGGUGCUGAUAGUUGGCAGAAGGGGACCCAUGCAAGUCGCUUGCACAAUCAAGGAGCUCAGAGAAAUGGUGAACCUGCCAGGAACCAGGCCUGAGAUGGUGGCAGCUGAUUUCGAAGGCGUCCCAGAAGCUCUUAAAGUAGUAAGGAGUGAAAGGAUUUAUGGCAGGAGUCUCUCUGCUGUCGCAGAUUUACCGAGGCCCAGGAAGCGUCUCACCGAGCUGCUGAUGAAGACGGCUAUGGAGGUACCCGGAGAUAAGGAGCUGGAGCGGCGGAAAAACGCCACCAAGAUCUGGGGUUUCCGAUUCUACCGGAGCCCCACUGAAAUCUUCGCUGACCCCAGUCACAGCAGAACAGCCGGCAUCCGACUGGCGGUCAACAGGCUUGAGGGUUCUGGAGAAAGAGCUCAGGCUGUUCUUACCGGGGAAGUUGAAGAUGUUUCCUGUGGUCUGGUCAUCAGCAGCAUCGGCUACAAGAGUCACCCCAUCGAUCCCAGCGUGCCGUUUGACUCUCGGAGAGCCAUCGUGCCUAACUCAGUGGGCCGGGUUCACCAAGCUGCAGGUUUGUAUUGUAGCGGUUGGCUGAAAACAGGCCCCACAGGUGUCAUAGCCACCACUAUGAACAACAGCUUUGACACGGCACGAUCAUUGCUGGAGGACGUGGACUCUGGAACAUUGGAUAUAUCUACAGCCAAGCCUGGAUCACAAAUUGUCAGCAUGCUGCUGGAGGAGCGAGGAGUGAAACCAGUGACUUUCUCAGACUGGGAGAAGAUCGACAGCUUGGAGAUGAGAAAGGGGGAAGCUUGCGGAAAACCCAGAGAGAAACUACUGACUGUGGAAGAAAUGCUGAAGGUGGCCCGAACAUGACCUAUGCAGCAGGCAGAAUCCAGCAGAACAAAGAAUAAUGAGUAAUGUUAGAUACAAAGACUGCAGUGGAGACCAUAUUCAUAUAAUACAAAUGGCAUUGUGAACAUGGGCUUAAUUUAAAGCAUGCAUAAAAGGUUGAACGAUG
This is a messenger RNA of Girardinichthys multiradiatus, 2047 nucleotides long. RefSeq names its product ferredoxin reductase (gene fdxr). Gene Ontology annotation, biological process: ubiquinone biosynthetic process. The record is from RefSeq and is a predicted model, not a curated record. Gene Ontology annotation, cellular component: mitochondrion. The transcript has 12 exons. Lineage: Eukaryota; Metazoa; Chordata; Actinopteri; Cyprinodontiformes; Goodeidae. The coding region runs from base 361 to 1902 and encodes 513 amino acids.